CUCAUCAUCUUUACAUAAGAUGGUAUACCAAAUAAAAAUGUUAAUAAAAUUUUGCAUGUUAUGCUAAUGACUUAAUAAUCUGUUAUCCUUGUUACUCUUACAAAAAACAACAACAACAAAAAGUUGUAAUUUAACAUUAAGUUAUAAAGUUAUAAGUAUGAUAUUAAGCAAAGUUAUACAAUGAAUAAAACAAUUAAGAAUUUAAUAGGCACUUUAAGUUUAAGAUAUAUUGAACACCGAGUAUCUUGGAAUGUCAUUUUCCAGUUGUUUCACAGCCUUGGAAAUUGUUCCAACAUUGUCGCAUACUAAUUAAAGUUUUCAAUUUUUUUAACACUUUUCUGCUGUUUAUCUUGUUUUUUUUUAGAUAAUGUCACGUGCGGGAUUCUAUAAAGACGAACCCUGUGAGGUCAAAUGAUGCAACUUUCAGCAAAGGUCAAUAAGAAGAUAUCAGCGCCACUAUGAGGAGAGGCAUAGGCCGACAUGCUCGCAGUACAAGUGUAACUUAUGUGUAGGGUGUUCCCCUCAGUUUCUCAGAAGGGAUAGUUUCGUCAAACAUCUCAGGGGAGUUCAUUUUCUUUCUGGUUCUGCCCUUUCUUAUCAUAUGUCACUUAAUAAACCUUCAAAAUUAUUGAAUUCAUUGUAUAUUCCUCCUGGAGAUGUUCUUCCUCCUCUUGGAGCUGGUCUCCAGCCAUUCUUAUAUGUUAAUAUGAAGGAACCUUCUUCACGGACAAUUACUGCCCUUGAAGACCUAGAUACUUCUAAUUAACCCAUGGAGUCCGUAUCUGUCUGUAAUCCUACGACUUCGCUCAAUUUGACGUCUGAUAAGUUACAAGAGUCAUCAGGUCCUGCUAGUCCCACAUGUACAUUUGAUCAUGUCGAACCAACAUAUCCAGUUUUGUCUGCACCUGCUAUCCCCGAUACACUUGAAGGGCUCUAUAAUUUCACUUCGUUUUGUACUGAUGUUAUUGUUGAGUACAGUGCCCCCUUGGGAAAGCAAUGCACAAACUGGAAUCUUUAUCAGAAGAAGAUAAAUUAAAACUUAAAGCACUGGAUGAAAAAAAAGAAUCAGUCAAACAAGUAAAACAAGUUGUUCUUUUAACAACUGUAUUUUAUGUGUUACCAUACCAUGUUGUUUAUUUUCAUUAUCAGGUUGGAACACUGCAGUCAAUUGUAAUGUAUAUAGUUUAUUUAUUUUGUGUAAAUAAACUACAUAACUUCUAUUUGUAUAUUUACAUAUUAUCAAAUGGAUUAUUAAAAAUAAAUAGUUCUAUGCUCGGGCCUCGAUGAAUUUUUGCUAUUUGCUUUGAUCAUUAUACAGAAAGUUACAUUUAGUACAGUAAAGAUCUUUUAUUUGAAAGUGUACAUGUAAUUUAAAUUUAAAAUAAAUUGAUUAUUCAUUAAUUGAUUGUAACAACGUUAAUUGUUUUAAUGUUUAUGUUACUCUCUUUUAAGGAGAUGUGGUUACAAUCUAAUUAUUAGAAACUUACAUAAUGUUUGCCUAUUUUAGAGUUGACAUGGUUACCGUAGCUUUGUAUGUAAUUGUCCAAAUACCAGGACCAGAUUAACAGAAGAAAGUUGUUUCACACUGCACUGGAUAACGUUUUUUUGCAUAUAUGUAUAAUUAAAUUUCAUUCAUUUCAAGGUGUCUGGUUACUUCUUGGAUAUAAUCGUCAAUUCCAGCAUGUUUAUAAUUGUUAUUGGUAUUCUUCUCCAAAUGUCUAAACAAUAUUUCAUGUGUUUUAGAGCGUAAUCCUGCCAAUUCUUAUCUGGUACACUUGCGAAUUGUUUAACUUUGGAAGUCUUCCAUACUAUACCACGUUCGGAACAAGAUAAAAGAAAGACAAACACACCCACACAGGGGUUUUCUUAAGUGGACGGCCGCUUGCCCGUGUCGGGUAGAAAUCGCCGCGGGCAAGUGAAAUUUGAAAGCAAAUUGCCCGGCGGGCAAGUGAAUUUUCGUAGUGCCAUCUUUUCGCUGAUAUCCUUUUCCGAUAAUACUUUUCUUUGCGUUCGUUUAAUAGACAAACACGCGUAUGUUAAACUGUUUCUGAUUGGUAGUUGGGCUGCUAUCAACCAAUGAAACUAUGUCAAACUUUUUCCAAUCGGCGUUCCUUCCAAAAUGGCGGACAACAAUGAAUGUCAGACGCCGAAAGUUUUUUGCAAUUUUUCAAAAACCUACAACAAUUAAAGAAAUACCCUCGUCAAAGAAACAAUCAGAAAUUGAACGAAAAAGAAAAUAUGAACAAGAUGCACGACAGAGAAAGUUCCAAGCAACAUGGUUAAAGGAAUUUGAAUGGUUGGUUUAUGACUAUAAGCCGUGCACAAUGCGAUGCAAAAUUUGUAACAAAUUUGAAACAGUCGGUUCGUUUGUGACAGGCACAAAUUUCUUUCGAAAAGAUUCCAUUAAAGCGCACGAGGACUCAAAUUCUCAUUGUAUGAAUGUAAAAAAGAAAAAAGUAAACUUGAUCCGGAAAAUUCGGAAGCAGUUAAAGCACUAUCAAAAUUGAAUGAAAAAACUAUAUCUCAGUUGAAAAUAAAAUUCAGAAACGUUCAUUAUUUGUCAAAAAAGUGUAGACCAUUCACCGACUAUGUUGAGCUUUGUCAUUUGAACAAAGCUCACAAUUUAGACAUUGGUACAACUUACCUUAGUAACAGGUCUGCUACUGAAUUCAUGGGUUACAUUGCAGAAGCAGCACGGGAGAGAAUUAGAAAAAAUAUUGUUGAAAGUAAAUUUAUAUCGGUCAUUUCAGAUGGCUCUACUGAUGCAUCAUACCAGGAAGCAGAAAUUGUGUAUGUUAGAACUUGUAAUAAAGGAAAGGUUGAGGUCUAUUUCUCUUUGAUAAAAAAUGUGUCUAGGGGUGAUGCAGAAUGGACUUAAAAAUUAAAGUGUAAACUAUAAAGACAAGUUAGUUGGUACUGGCACCGAUGGUGCUAGCACCAUGUUAGGAGCAAAAACUGGAGCAGUGCAGCGCUUGAGGGAAGCAGUCAACAGACCUUUCAUUGUGGGUGUGCACUGUAAUGGUCAUAAGUUAGAACUUUCAUUUAAAGACUCUAUAAAAACACAAAUCCCUUUGUAUAACAAAGUUGAGUUGUUUCUUACAAACUUAUACUACUUCUAUCGCAAUAGUAAUGUUUCAAGAUCGGGACUGAAAGAAUCAAGCAAAGCAGUUGGAAAAAAGACGGUUUAUCCAACUAGAGUUUCCGGCAAUAGAUGGGUUGGUCAUUUAAAAAUAGCUGUUGAGAACCUUCUCAAGGGAUAUGACAUGUUUGUCACCCAUCUAGGACAGCUGCAGAACAGAGAUGUAUCUGUGAGUAGAACAGAAAAGGGAAACAAGGCAAAGGGUUUCUAUGCUUGCGCAAAGACGAAAUCUGUAUGGUUGAUGCUUCAUUUCCUUCUUGAUGUACUGGAAGUACUUUCUUCCGUCAGCAAGAUGUUCCAGUCACAAGCAGCAUGUGUUUCCGAGGUGUUAACAGAAAUUGAGAUGGCUGUAGUUAGUCUUGAAAAAAUGAAAAAAAGAAAUGGUUUGAAACUUCGACAAGCUAUGGAAUUACUACCUUGUGAUCUUACAGGAGAUGAUAGGUCUUUUAUUUCUGCUCGACACAAAUUGCUGACAUCAAUUGUAGAAUCUCUCCAUCGUCGAUUCACAGACAACCCAGGAAUAUUAGCCUCAGUAUCUACAUUUAACCUAUCCUUGUUUCCUAGUGAUGCUAAAGAUCUUAUAGACUAUGGUGAUGAUGAAGUAGAUCAGCUUGUUGACCAUUUUAGUACAGCUUUGGAAGAUGGUGGUGUAGAUGUUAAUCAGAUUGCACAUGAAUGUACAAAAUUAAAGCAGCUUAUGCCAGCAAGGUUCACAAGCCCAAUAAACAACAUAACAUGGGUAGAUGUCAACUCCAAACUUGGAAAAUGUUGUCCUAAUGUUCUAGCUCUUGUAGACUUAGUUCAUACCAUACCAGCAUCAUCGGCAGACGCUGAAAGAGGUUUCAGUUACCUUAAAAACACAAAAUCAGCCUCCAGAAAUAAACUACUGGACACAAACCUUAGUAACCAGCUGAUGGUAGUUCUUGAGACUGCGCCAGAAAAUGAAUAUGAUCCAACUGAAGCAGUUCAUCUGUGGAAUGCAGCAGUAUUGCGUAGGCCAAGACAAGAAACAAAAGCAAAUUAUAUCCUUUACAGCUAGAGGACAGAACUGGAGAAGCGGUCAAAUCAGGUGUUAUAACGGCCACUGAGGAAUAAGAUGGACUUAUGGUUGUGACCUUAGAAAGUGAAAAUGAAGAGCAGAUGAGUUCAGUUGUUGACAAUCUGACAUGUGAACAAGAAUCAAUAUUCUUUGAGAAUAGUAGUGUUUCUGAAGAACUAGAUGUACCUGAUAAACAAAUUAUAA
Messenger RNA from Ruditapes philippinarum (Manila clam), 4382 nucleotides. Its product is annotated as zinc finger protein 862-like. The record is from RefSeq and is a predicted model, not a curated record. NCBI's taxonomy places the organism in Eukaryota, Metazoa, Mollusca, Bivalvia, Venerida, Veneridae. Gene Ontology annotation, molecular function: protein dimerization activity. The coding region runs from base 2940 to 4178 and encodes 412 amino acids. The transcript is spliced from 6 exons.